Lontra canadensis (Northern American river otter) is the source of this 945-nucleotide messenger RNA. RefSeq names its product ras suppressor protein 1. Gene Ontology annotation, molecular function: protein binding. The record is from RefSeq and is a predicted model, not a curated record. Bases 95 to 928 code for a protein of 277 amino acids. NCBI's taxonomy places the organism in Eukaryota, Metazoa, Chordata, Mammalia, Carnivora, Mustelidae. The transcript has a single exon.
UGCACUGACCGAGUGCACCUCCUGCCACUGAAGUGUGCCCUGCGGAAGCCCGUGCUUCCCUCGCCCAACCUGUUAGGUGCUGCCCUCCGCGAACAUGUCCAAGUCUUUGAAAAAGUUGGUGGAGGAGAGCCGGGAGAAGAACCAGCCGGAAGUGGACAUGAGUGACCGGGGCAUCUCCAACAUGCUGGAUGUCAACGGCUUGUUCUCCUUAUCCCACAUCACACAGCUGGUCCUCAGCCACAACAAGCUAACAAUGGUGCCACCAAACAUAGCAGAGCUGAAGAAUUUGGAAGUGCUCAACUUUUUUAAUAACCAGAUUGAGGAGCUGCCCACACAGAUCAGCAGCCUUCAGAAGCUGAAACACCUGAACUUGGGCAUGAAUAGACUAAACACUUUGCCUCGAGGAUUUGGCUCUCUCCCAGCUCUUGAGGUCCUUGAUUUGACUUACAACAACUUGAAUGAACAUUCUCUUCCUGGAAACUUCUUCUACCUUACCACCCUGCGUGCACUCUAUCUAAGUGACAACGAUUUUGAAAUCCUGCCGCCAGAUAUUGGGAAGCUCACAAAGUUGCAGAUACUCAGCCUUAGGGAUAACGACCUGAUCUCGCUGCCUAAAGAAAUCGGGGAGCUCACUCAGCUUAAGGAACUCCACAUUCAGGGGAAUCGCCUGACGGUUCUGCCCCCAGAACUAGGAAACUUGGAUUUAACUGGUCAGAAGCAAGUGUUCAAAGCAGAGAACAAUCCCUGGGUGACCCCAAUUGCUGACCAGUUCCAGCUUGGAGUGUCCCAUGUUUUUGAAUAUAUCCGUUCUGAGACGUACAAGUACCUCUACGGCAGACACAUGCAAGCAAACCCAGAACCGCCGAAGAAAAAUAAUGACAAAUCGAAAAAGAUCAGCCGGAAACCCCUGACAGCCAAGAACAAAUAAAGGGUUGGCAUGGGCUG